Messenger RNA from Anguilla anguilla (European eel), 2404 nucleotides. RefSeq names its product paired like homeobox 2Ba (gene phox2ba). The coding region runs from base 473 to 1333 and encodes 286 amino acids. Gene Ontology annotation, molecular function: DNA-binding transcription factor activity, RNA polymerase II-specific; RNA polymerase II transcription regulatory region sequence-specific DNA binding. The record is from RefSeq and is a predicted model, not a curated record. NCBI's taxonomy places the organism in Eukaryota, Metazoa, Chordata, Actinopteri, Anguilliformes, Anguillidae. The transcript is spliced from 3 exons. Gene Ontology annotation, biological process: regulation of transcription by RNA polymerase II.
GUGUGGUAUUAAAUUCUAAUUAGAGAUGCAGGGAAUCACUGAUAGGGGAGGUUAGACAGCUUGGUCCCCCAGUGCCAGCCCAAUAGCCUGAUGAGUUAUUGUCAUGUAAAAAGCGCCAGCAAUAAGACCAACCGCUUUGCUAUUGUCCAAGUAGAAAGAGCCAAGUUUAUUAUGAGGACUCUAUGCUCUAGAGACCUCGGGCUAGGCGGCUCAUAGGAGGCUUUUCAUAAAACAAGGCUGUGCUCCUAUAAAGGAGGCCAGUUUUGAAGUAGGCUUUGAGCAGUGCACAUCUACCCACAGUCAAGCCUCCUUCAAACCAAAAAAAAAAACAGAAAAAAGAAAAAAAAUACAACCGCUAUCUCUCCCCAACAAUUUGAACAUUAAUUUAAAUCCUGCUGUUUUUAAAUCCACAUCGAAAUAGACAUACGUAUAUAUUUUGAAACUGCUUUUUUAAUCCACCGAGCCUUUGCAAAUGUAUAAAAUGGAAUAUUCUUACCUCAAUUCCUCCGCCUACGAGUCAUGUAUGGCCGGGAUGGACACCUCGAGCUUGGCAUCAGCCUAUGCGGACUUCAGCUCCUGCAGCCAAGCCAGUGGGUUUCAGUACAAUCCGAUCAGGACCACGUUUGGAGCCUCCUCCGGGUGUCCCUCCCUCACCCCGGGUUCCUGCAGUCUCGGGACACUGCGGGACCACCAGAGCAGCCCGUACGCCGCAGUACCCUACAAAUUGUUCACGGAUCACGGUGGCUUGAACGAGAAGCGGAAACAGAGGCGCAUUCGGACCACUUUCACAAGCGCACAGUUGAAGGAACUGGAGCGCGUUUUCGCAGAGACACACUAUCCAGACAUUUACACGCGCGAGGAGCUGGCGCUUAAAAUAGAUCUUACAGAAGCCCGCGUCCAGGUGUGGUUCCAGAACAGGCGCGCAAAAUUUCGCAAGCAGGAGCGCGCGGCAGCCGCUGCAGCCGCUGCUGCCAAGAACGGAUCUUCAGGGAAGAAAUCAGACGCUAGGGAGGAUGAAAGCAAAGAACCGAAAGUUACCGACCCAGACAGUACGGGAGGUCCGGGUCCCAACCCAAUUCCCAAUCCUAGCUGUGGGGGACCAAGUCCGACAGGGGGACAGGGUAACACCGUAGCCAGCGGGCCAGUGGAACAAGUGAAAACGUCUACAUCGGGUGGUCUGGUUGGCACCGCAUCGAAUCAGGGAUGGGCCUCCGCCCCCGGCACCAUCACUUCCAUUCCGGACUCAUUAGGUGGACCAUUUGCGAGCGUACUGUCUUCACUACAGAGACAGAACGGAGCCAAAGCCACUUUAGUAAAGACCAGCAUGUUCUGAACAGCGAGGAGAGACGCUCGAAAACAUAAACGUAAUUUAAAAAGCAAACGCUUAAAACUGGCGACUGUACUGCCCCGAGUAAAACGAGAGGGAUUUUCCAAAUACUGUACAUUCACAAGGCCGGUCAAGACGGCGGAGGAGAGAACAUUAUUGGUCGCAACAUCUUUGUGAACGUUCUGGAUCCCUCUGACCACCCUUUGAUGUUAUUAGUUCUCCAUCAAGGAACCGGGUAGCACAGUAAAUCUCGGUUCUGAGUAUUUGCUUGUUUCCACCCAUCUGCCUUUUCAUGAUAUAUUACGGUGGUUUUGAUCGGCACUUGCGUCAUUCCAUUAAGGAAAUUAUCUAUCGCCGUGUAGGUUUGGCGACUGCCGCCAGAUUUGCCUGCUCUUAAAAACUUAAACAGUAUUAAAAUCUAAUACUGUAUUCAAAUUUUCUCUGACCGUACGUUAAUUCAUCGCUAUUUUUGUUUGCCUAAAAUGUAUAAGCCCCAUGGUCGAUUGUCACAACACUAAUCGCCAUACACAUAUUUUUAAUUGAAGGAUUUUAGAACAUUUACUUUUUAUUUCUUUUAAAAUUGUUGCGAGAAUUUCAGUUCAUAUAUAUUUUUCACCAAAGGCACAAACUACAAAUUUCAAUGUUAUCAAGAAUAAUUCAGAUCUGUGUGUGUCUUUCUACGGCUGUGUUUGUGUGGCUCAAUUGUAUAGUGUUAAUACAAGUGUAAAAUUGUCAUCUAUAGUUGAGCAUAGGAUAUGUUUACCCUUGUACUUUAUGGAGUCUUUUUGACGUUUUACAAGGUCACCACGGGUUAAUUUCUUUCAGUUACAGAGGAAAGUGUUCCGACAUUGUAUUUAUUAAAAUCUUAUUUGCAUGUUGUCCUUUUCAGUCCAAUUUUAUGAUUAUCCAUUUCCCUUUUUGUGAGCAUAAUAUGGCAGGUUUUGUUCAGGAUUUGAAAGCUAUUUAUAUGUAAGUAUAACGGAUGCUUAUAUUUAAGAGGGAAAUAUUUCUACAUGUGCUUAGUUUUCCAGGAGUGUACCAUUGACUUGGUUGUUAAUAAAAUGAUGAGCAAAGUUA